AUGCAGGAGGGGARUCUGCCACCAGGAGGGCUGACCUUCGAGGACAUCGCUGUGAACUUCACCCGGGACGAGUGGCAGCAGCUGAGCCCUGAACAGAGACGUCUGUACCAGGAGGUGACGCUGGAGAACUACCGCAACCUGGUCUCCCUGGGAGGAGAGGAGACCGUYAAGCCCGACGUGAUCCUGAGGCUUGAGAGAGGCCAGGGGCCGUGGUCAGCGGAGGAGGCCGGGGCGCAGAGCAGCGGCACGGGAAAAGCCUGCGAUGUCCGAGGGCAGGUUCGGCGGCCACGGACCAUGCCCAGGGCUCUCCGGAGAGAAGCGGUGCCCAGCGACAGGGCAGCGCUGACCCGGGGCCGGCCGCGAGGCUCGCGGCACCAGGAGAGGGUGCUGCCCAGCGCCGAGGAGGCUCCCCGGAGACGCAGGCUCCCCGAGCGCGGCCCUGCGCGGCGCGGACGGCCUCGGAAACGCAGUGUGGACCGGGAAGACGGCGCUSGGAAUGGCUCCCCUGAAGGCCAUAGGGCUGGGAAGUUAAGUGGCCACCCACCGUUCCAGGCUGUGGAGAAGCCCUUCGGCUGCGACGCCUGUGGAGAGUCGGCCUGCGGCCAGUGUCUGCGCCCGCGCCGGCCCGCGCCGACCGCCGGGGAGAGGCGCUACCCGUGCGCCGAGUGCGGCAAGACCUACAAGCAGAAGCCCAACCUGGUCCAGCACCAGGCGACGCACGCCCAGCAGAAGCCCUACAGCUGCAGGGUCUGCGGCAAGGCCUUCGCCUGGCAGUCGGCGCGCAUCAACCACGAGAAGAUCCACAGCGCUGAGAGGGCCUACGGGUGCGGCGCGUGCGGCAAGGCCUUCAAGCUCAAGUCGGCCCUGGCGCAGCACCUGCGGGUGCACGCGGGCCAGAGGCCGCACCGCUGCGCCGACUGCGCCAAGGCCUUCGUGUUCAGGUCGGACCUGCUGCGACACCGCAGGACGCACACCGGGGAGAAGCCCUACCGGUGCACCGUGUGCGGGCGGGCCUUCGCCCAGAAGUCCAACGUCGUGGACCACGAGCGCAUCCACGCGGGCGAGCGCGCCUUCGCGUGCGAGGACUGCGGCCGCACCUUCAAGCAGAGGAAGAACCUGCUGCAGCACCGCGGCGUGCACACCGGGCGGAAGGCCCACGCGUGCGACCGCUGCGGGAGGGCCUUCCUGCAGAAGUCCAACCUGCGCACCCACCGGCUGACGCACUUCGGGGAGAAGGCGCACCGCUGCGCCGAGUGCGGCAAGGCCUUCAGCCGCAAGCUGGGCCUCCUCCUGCACCGGAAGACGCACACCGGGCAGAAGCCGCACGUGUGCCCCCGGUGCGGGAGGGCCUUCGCCGACAGGUCCUACCUCGUGAGGCACCAGAGGAGGGUGCACCCCGGAGAGGAUCCAGCCAGUGACCAGGGCAGCCUGGGCUGCGCCCCGAGCCCCAGGGGGCCUGCAGUUUGA
Molecule: messenger RNA, 1467 nt
Organism: Urocitellus parryii (Arctic ground squirrel)
Lineage: Eukaryota; Metazoa; Chordata; Mammalia; Rodentia; Sciuridae
Gene: Zim3
Product: zinc finger imprinted 3
Biological process (GO): regulation of transcription by RNA polymerase II
Cellular component (GO): nucleus
Molecular function (GO): DNA-binding transcription factor activity, RNA polymerase II-specific; RNA polymerase II transcription regulatory region sequence-specific DNA binding
Source: RefSeq, a predicted model, not a curated record